UAUCGGGGUGCGGGCGGCGCCCGCCGCAGAGCCGUCGCCGGAGCCCCCGCAGCCAUGAGCUCGUACGGGUACGACCCGUUCUUCCCGUCCUACAAGCGGCGCUACGCGGACAGCCCGCGCAUCCAUGUGUCGGUGCGCAGCGGCGGCGGCUUCGGCUCGGCGCGCUCCGCGUACUCCAGCCUGUCCGCGCCCGUGUCCUCCGUGUCCGUGCGCCGCAGCUACGCCACCUCCAGCGCCUCGAGCUCGCUGCUGCACUCGGUGGACAGCCUGGACCUGAGCCAGGUGGCCGCCAUCAGCAACGACCUCAAGUCCAUCCGCAGCCAGGAGCGAGCGCAGCUGCAGGACCUCAACGACCGCUUCGCCUGCUUCAUCGAGCGCGUCCACGAGCUGGAGCAGCAGAACAAGGUGCUGGAGGCCGAGCUGCUGGUGCUGCGGCAGAAGCACGCCGAGCCCUCCCGCUUCCGCGCGCUCUACGAGCAGGAGAUCCGCGAGCUGCGCUUGGCCGCGGAGGAGGCGACGAGCGAGAAGCAGGCGCUGCAGGGCGAGCGGGAGAGCCUGGAGGAGACGCUGCGCGGGCUGCAGGCGCGCUACGAGGAGGAGGUGCUGAGCCGCGAGGACGCGGAGGCGCGGCUGCUCGAGGUGCGCAAGGGCGCGGACGAGGCGGCGCUGGCGCGGGCGGAGCUGGAGAAGCGCGUGGACAGCCUGCUGGACGAGCUGGCCUUCCUCAAGAAGGUGCACGAGGAGGAGCUGGCCGAGCUGCAGGCGCAGAUCCAGUACGCGCACCUGUCCGUGGAGAUGGACGUGUCGGCCAAGCCCGACCUGUCGGCCGCGCUGCGCGACAUCCGCGCGCAGUACGAGAAGCUGGCGGCGCGCAACAUGCAGAACGCCGAGGAGUGGUUCCGCAGCCGCUUCACCGUGCUCAGCGAGAGCGCCGCCAAGAACACGGAUGCCGUGCGCGCCGCCAAGGACGAGGUGUCCGAGAGCCGCCGCCUGCUCAAAGCCAAGACGCUGGAGAUCGAGGCCACCCGCGGCAUGAACGAGGCGCUGGAGAAGCAGCUGCAGGAGCUGGAAGAGAAGCAGAGCGCGGAUAUCUCCGCGCUGCAGGAUACAAUCAACAAAUUGGAGAACGAGCUGAGAACCACAAAGAGUGAGAUGGCUCGGUACUUGAAGGAAUAUCAGGACCUGCUCAAUGUGAAAAUGGCCCUGGACAUCGAAAUUGCAGCUUAUAGGAAACUGCUGGAGGGGGAAGAGACCCGGCUGAGCUUCACCAGCGUGGGCAGCAUCACCAGUGGCUACAGCCAGAGUGCCCCCACCUUCGGCAGGUCUGCCUACAGCGGCCUCCAGGCCAGCUCCUACCUGAUGACCACCCGCUCCUUCCCCACCUACUACUCCAGCCACGUCCAGGAGGAGCAGAUUGAAAUCGAGGAAACCAUCGAGGCUGCUAAAGCAGGGGAAGCCAAGGCAGCUCCUGCAGAAGAGGGUGAGGAGGAGGAGAAAGAGGAAGGAGAGGAAGAAGCAGGAGAAGAGGCUGAAGAAGAGGAGGAAGGUGCUAAGGAGGAAUCAGAAGAAGCCAAAGAAGGUGAGGAAGAGGAAGGAGAAGGGGAAGAAACAGCAGCAGAAGAAGGGGAGGAGUCCCAGGAGGCUGCUGAGGAAGCUGGUGAGGAGGAGAAGGAAGAGAAAGAAGAGAAAGAAGCAGCAGGAAAGGAAGAGAGCGAAGGCAAGAAGAAGGCUUGAUCUGAGGGCAGCUUUCCAUCAGAACCAACGAUGGGCUGAGCUCCAGCUGCAGUCUCACCUAUUUAAUUCAGUGAUCACUGAGGUUCCAGUUCAUGAUUAUGACGUUUCUCCCUGUGCAGAGUCUGAGUUUGCUUGCAGAGCACCCAAGGCUUGCUCCCCGAGUGCCGCAUGGUUUCACGUAUGAGUUCAGGGCUUCUGUCCUUCCUGGGUGACCCAGAACCUUAACAUUUCAAAUUGGGGGGGGAAAAAGUGGUGGGAAUGAAAGGUUACCUUUAACUUGCAUUUAAACUAAUUCUGGAAACGGUGGGUGGGGGAAGUGAUGGAGGCUUCAUUAAGUACGUGCAAUAAAGCAGUCAAUAAAGUUCAGAAAUGCUUACACGGA
Messenger RNA from Pyrgilauda ruficollis (rufous-necked snowfinch), 2116 nucleotides. It is a transcript of the gene NEFL, whose product is annotated as neurofilament light chain. The transcript is spliced from 4 exons. NCBI's taxonomy places the organism in Eukaryota, Metazoa, Chordata, Aves, Passeriformes, Passeridae. Gene Ontology annotation, biological process: neurofilament bundle assembly. Gene Ontology annotation, cellular component: intermediate filament; cytoplasm; postsynaptic intermediate filament cytoskeleton. Bases 55 to 1734 code for a protein of 559 amino acids. The record is from RefSeq and is a predicted model, not a curated record. Gene Ontology annotation, molecular function: structural constituent of postsynaptic intermediate filament cytoskeleton.